CAGCCUUUCUGAGGCAGACUUUCUGCUGUUUGAACCAAAAGAUAACUGUGCGUGGCUGAGAUAAAGUCUGGACGACAUACCUCGCUACUUAUUUCGCAUUACCACACCGCGAUCUGACGGCACGACUAAUGCGCUUUGGACGAAGUCUAAAGACGCUAGAUACAACAGACCACACAGUACGGGUGACGUCUUUGCUAGAUAAGAUAAGUCUGAAGUUGCGAGAAUGCUUUUCAGGCAUCUCCGGUGGCGGGGAACUUCUUCAGACCCGGACAAUCUGGUUUCGUGGACCAGCUCUUUGCUAUUUGCACUGCAAUACAUGUUUUACCGACACUACAGUUCGAAAGACGGAUCAAGUAUAGCCGCGAUUUAUCUUUGCAUGGUCGACACAGCUGCUUUUCUAAAGGGGGUGUUCGUUCGAGACAUGGACCUCAUUCGUAUUUUCCGCUCAUUCGACCUUGAUCUUCGAAAUUUUAAAGGUCUUCGAACAAAGAGGCACCGAGAACUUAAAGGAUCGUACUAUUUUGGAGAGUAUCUCUCACAGGGCGCGUUGAAAAUAGAAGACAAGUGCGAGAUUGUUUCGGCACAGGCAGUUAUUGACCAUGGGUUAUUCAAGAUAAGACCUGAGUUCAGCGAGCCGUUGUCACCAAAGGACACGCCGUGGGCAGAUAAAGUCAUAGCCCUGCGAGAAGUACUCUACGUAAAGGAAAGUCCGAGCAUUACCGAGACCGGAAUACGCGCCGCCCUCGACAUUGCACAGCUCUUCGGAGGAACCUGGAGGCUUCUCUUAGCUGCCAAUCUCAUAGCAUUACUCCCAUUCCGGAGCAACGACCACGCUAUACUGCAAGCAUUCAAUGCUGCAUCUUUUACAGGUAUGUUGUAUGUAGAGCAACACUUACUAACAUCCGCAGCCAAUGACAAAGAGAAUUGCUCACCUUCUAGUACAUCUUCAUAUUGAAGAGGUUAAGGGAUCUGCAAAACUAGGAGAUAUGAGGAGAAGAUCGAGAUCGAGAUCAAGAUCAAUGAUGAUCAGGGUGCUGAAAAGCGUACACUAAUGCAUGUGAACUCUAAACCAACUGUCUUUCGCUCACAUCCUAUCAUUUUUGGAUUCGCCAAUGUAAACACAAAAUCCAAUCUACGCCCAUUCUGUUCGUAAUACGAUAAACCUCUUAGCGGACUAGACAGUAGGAGAACAAGGAGCUAAAGAAGUGACCCCCUGUUAGUAAGCCAUUGGAGUUCAAGAUGUAGUUAUGCGUAGUUUGGGUGUAUUACUAUAAACCAGAACUUGACCUAACCCUAACGCCAAGUGAGGCAGAAACAAU
This is a messenger RNA of Mytilinidion resinicola, 1319 nucleotides long. RefSeq lists its product as uncharacterized. The transcript has a single exon. The record is from RefSeq and is a predicted model, not a curated record. Bases 224 to 955 code for a protein of 243 amino acids. Lineage: Eukaryota; Fungi; Ascomycota; Dothideomycetes; Mytilinidiales; Mytilinidiaceae.